Messenger RNA from Chelonus insularis, 2178 nucleotides. Its product is annotated as glutenin, high molecular weight subunit DX5-like. Gene Ontology annotation, cellular component: extracellular region. The record is from RefSeq and is a predicted model, not a curated record. The transcript has 4 exons. Bases 262 to 2073 code for a protein of 603 amino acids. Lineage: Eukaryota; Metazoa; Arthropoda; Insecta; Hymenoptera; Braconidae. Gene Ontology annotation, molecular function: chitin binding.
AGGUCCUGCGCCCGUGUAAUUGGCAUCCUGUGGUUCCCUGCACGUUCAUGGUGGGGGUUGCCCUAUGUAAGCCCUCGGACGAACGAGGUCCAGCCCAUCCAGCAUCUGGAGACGAGCCAAGGACGCGGAGUCUCUGGUGCUUUGUAGAUUAUCGUAAUCGCGAAUCGGAAGCAGAUCAGUUGCUCAGUUUUUUUUUACCUAUAAGCACAAACUAAUAACGUUUUACGUGAGUUUUAUUUAAGAAAUAUAAGUUUUUCUGUCAUGAAGAUUUUUCUAUUUUUAAUUUGCCUCCUUGUGACGGAUUUGGAGGCUGCUGGAGUGAAUAGAGGACAAACGAGAUACCGUGGACGACAAUUACCUUUUAUAAGACGAGAAGAAGUUCCAGUGUCAGAUGAUGUUCGGGAACACUCUACAAUUACUAAGGUGGAUGGAGAGCCACAAUCAGACAGUGUUUCAUUGACCAAUCAAGUGGAAACUGCAUCCCCAGGCUUCUCAUCUAAUAUAGCUAGACAACUUUAUCCCGGCUUCCCCGGUAGUGGUAUUAGUGAUUUGCCAGAGCCAAUUUAUCCGCAAGAUCCUAAUCAACCUGCCAAACCAGGACAAGGUACACAGACUGGACAAGGCUCCCAAAGUGGACAAGGUGGUCAAUCUGGGCAGGGUGGCCAGUCGGGACAAGGGAGUCAAUGGGGACAAGGUGGUCAAUCUGGACAGGGUGGCCAGUCUGGACAAGGGAGCCAAUGGGGACAAGGUGGCCAAUCUGGACAAGGAAGUCAAUGGGGACAGGGAAAUCAAUCUGGACAGGGUAAUCAGUCAGGACAAGGGAAUCAAUGGGGACAAGGAAACCAGUGGAGUCAAGGAAAUCAAUGGAGCCAAGGGAAUCAAUGGGGACAAAACAAUCAAUGGGGACAGAAUAAUCAAUGGGGACAAAAUAAUCAAUCUGGGCAAAGUGGACAGUUUGGACAAGGCGGACAAUCUGGACAAGGUGGACAGUCUGGACAAGGUGGACAGUCUGGGCAAGGUGGUCAAAUGGGACAGGGUGGAAAACCAAACAUUCCUGCUCCAGGAUGUUUAGCAGCUCGUGGACAAUUCCCAAGUCCUAAUAAUUGUGCUAAUUAUCUGAAUUGUUGGGAUGAAACUGUAAUUGAACAACAAUGCCCCAACGAUUUACUCUUCAACGAUAAAAUUGGUGUCUGUGAUUUCCCACAAAAUGUUAAUUGUGGCAGCCGGCCCGGGGCUACUCCCAAACCAGCUAUGCCGCCUGGCUCUCGAAGAUGCCCUGAUCCUAACGGACGCUACAGAAGCCAGACAAACUGCUCGGAAUUCUACGUGUGUCUCGCUGGCAGCCCAAUCAAGUUUAACUGUCCUCGUGGACUGGUCUACAAUGACGCCGUAGGUGUCUGUGAUUAUCUCUAUAAUGUAGAUUGUCAAGGAGCAGCUACUCCAAGUCCUCUGCCAAUUAUUACCUUGGAAGAAAAUACUGGAUCCGGAGAUAAUUCAAUAAAUAGUGGUAGUGGAGUUAUGGACAGUUCUGGUGGAUCAUCAUCUACAGGAGGUUCUUCAUCCAUGGGUGGUUCUAGCGGAUCUUCAUCAAUGGGUGGUUCCGGUGGAUCAUCAUCCAUAGGCGGUUCUUCUCAAGGUUCAUCAUCUGGACUCUCAACGACUGAACCACCUCGUCAACCGCCACCACAACCAACUUUCCCACCCGGCGCUUACCCUCAGAACCCUUGGGGCUUCAGGUCAAUGCCAUCAGAUCCAUGGAAUCAAAGACCUUCUGCUGCUCAAAUAGAGGUUGAUAACGAACAGAAAGAAGAAGUAACUCAAGACCAAACUAGUAUGGUUGAACAGGAUUCCACUGAAACGAUACUUAAUCCUUGGUCUACUGUACAUGCCAUCCCAGCAGAGUUAACAAAGGUUCCUUGUGAGAAUGGAAAGAUUCACCGGCUAGAUGAUGCAUGUACCAGUGUCGUAGUCUGUAAGAACAAUAGACCGCAACUUGUAAAAUGUGACACUGGACUCAUUUAUGAUAAACCCACUGACUCCUGUCGACAUUUCACUGUCGCUAAAUGCAGUUAAUUUUUAAGAUUAUGCUUAAUUUGCUUCUGGCAAUGUUUUAAUAUCGCUUUCAAUACUUGUAGUGUAAUAAAUAGUUAAUUAAGUAAAUAAAAAUUUUGUAUUAAA